This is a messenger RNA of Rubroshorea leprosula, 1281 nucleotides long. The record is from the annotation of a GenBank genome assembly. Lineage: Eukaryota; Viridiplantae; Streptophyta; Magnoliopsida; Malvales; Dipterocarpaceae.
GCAGAAUCAAAGCCACAUAUGGAACUAGGAGAUGGACCUUGUAAUUAUAAUACUCCAGCUAUGGUGGAAAGUCUAGACACUAACACUGCCCUUCCCAUGCUUGAGCAUUCUGUUGACCUUCCAUUAGUUCCAGAAAAGAACUCCAGCUCUGAUGAUUAUGUGGGGAAUAUAGAGUUAAGUCAUAAUACAAUUGAAGAGGGAAUAACUCAAGUCGCUGGAGUGCAUGCUGUAGCACCUAUUACCAAGAAACCCAAAGGGGAUAAGCUGAGCUUGUCGCCACAGGGAAAGGUUAGUGAGAUGCAUGCUGAUUCUGAACUAAAGAAACUAACUGGAGAUGAGGAAAGACAGACAGAACAUGGUGCAGUGAAGUAUAAUUCAACAAUCAGUUCAGCUUUGCCUGUUGAGAUUGAGAAUUUGAUGCCUAUUGAGAAAGACCAAGAAAGUGGUAUGUCGGAGGAGUUGCCUGCUGGAGUAAGGGGGGACAAACAAGCAAUUCCAGAAUCGAAGAAGUAUGAAGAACUUGAAACAGUAAAGGACGUGGCAUCACAGGGUGGAGAAGGGGAAAGCAACAUGAUAACUGAUGCUACUUCUCCAAUUGAUGAAGCUUUUGCGGUAAGCAAAUCAGACAAGCAACUACAAAAUGCAGAUUCAGGGGAGUGGAUGAAGGUUCAGGUAGAGCAACCGCAGGAAGAGUAUGUAAUCAACAAUGAUGAGUUCACAGUGGUUCAUGAACCAGAUGAAGAAAAGGAAGUCAUUUUCGAGGAAAACGAAGAAGACAAUGUCCACCAGUGGAUAACAUAUGCAGAAAACAAAGAAGUGGAGUUGGAAAUAAAAAUGGAAAGCCAGGAACCAGAAUAUACCAUUAGCAACACAGAAAAUGCUCAGCUGCCAAGUGAAACUGCUGAGGUUGAGGUUCCUGCUGGGACACAUGGUUCUUCAGAACCAAUUGAAGAGGCAAACCAAUCAGGGGUUUCCUUUACUGUUUCAACCCCAACCACACAGAUGUCCAAUGGUGACCGCAACACAGUGAUGGAAACAGAUAUGAAGCUACUUGAAGAGAACAAGAGAUUACGAGAGAUGAUGGGGAAGCUGAUGGAAGCAGGGAAAGGGCAACCAAGUACCCCCAACAUUCCAUCAUCUCUUCCAUGUUAAAGCCUGUUGCUCUUAUGUAACAGAUCUUUAUGCCAUGUUUGUUCCUGUGUGGGGCUAAUUCUGUUGUAUCUGAGGCAUGCGAUGUUGUACAUAUGUUGCUGCUACCAGCAAUAAAUAAUAAUAAGAGUU